AACAACAAUACAAAUGUCAAAUCGUAACAUAAAAGCAAAAAUUAUUUUUACCAAAAUUGAAAUUAAAAUAGAUAUCACCUACCAAUAUGACGAAAACUAGUCAUAAAAAGAAUAGGCCAUUCGAUUUCAAGCUGAUCGAUCUAGUAGAACCACAUCCAAUUUUAUAUUUGCGGCAAAUUCCCGGAAUGUCCACGUUCGAAAUGAUGAAAACAAAAAGUACUUUGUGGCAAGAAAUAGCUGAAGAAAUGGGAUUUCCAGUACAAUUUUGUCUAAAUCGUUGGAAUAACCUAAGAGGCCAGUUUCAGAAAGAGCUAAAACACAGUAACGAACUUUGUCCCAAAAGUGGUUUGAUACGAGGAUCCACUUGGCCCUAUCUAACUAGAUUGAGAUUCUUGGAAUCUACUGUACAGUCCAAUAAGCCCAAAAAAGAGAAAUUAAGUAAACGUAAAUUGAAAGAAUUGGAAGAAAUGGAACAAGAAUCUGUGUGGAAAUCAGACGACUCCGAUUCUAGACAUAUUGAUGAGCAAGACAAUGACUAUAAUAUAGACGAUUUAACUGAUACAGUGCAAAAUUCCAAUGUAAUAGAAGAAACUUACAUAGGUGAUGAGGACUACUCGAUUAUAGAAGAAAUUGCUGAGGAAGUUGUUGGUACAGAAGCUAUUGAACAAACCGAGAAUUUCGCCUUAAAUAAUACCAUUGAAAAUUAUCGCAAAAUGCAAACACUACUAUCUAAUUUUGAGGAGGAUUCAUUACAGACCAUUGAAAGGCGUUUAAUGGCAUUUCUGUGUAAAUGUCAAUUAAGAGCUUUAAGUGAACAAACUAUAGAUGAUUUGUAUGUUUAAUUGUUAUGCUUUUUCAUUAUGCUACAAAUUUUCCAUUAUCUUUUAUUUUCAUUAACAAUUUAUUUUAGUCUAUACAAAAAAAAAAUAAACAAUCAUUUAUACCUGA
Messenger RNA from Calliphora vicina (urban bluebottle blowfly), 948 nucleotides. RefSeq lists its product as uncharacterized. The transcript has 2 exons. Lineage: Eukaryota; Metazoa; Arthropoda; Insecta; Diptera; Calliphoridae. Bases 87 to 842 code for a protein of 251 amino acids. Gene Ontology annotation, cellular component: nucleus; transcription regulator complex. Gene Ontology annotation, biological process: regulation of transcription by RNA polymerase II. The record is from RefSeq and is a predicted model, not a curated record.